AUGCGUCUUGUUAUCAUUUGCCAUUGUUGUAUAUGUACCUGUUUAUCCGGUGAUUCAUUUUUUGGUUUUUUCAUGGCAAUAUGUUGUGGGGGCAAAAAGCAAAAAGUAUCUCAUUCAAUAAUAAAUUCUAUUGAAAACCGUCGUUCUUCUGAGAAACAUCAUGGAAACAGCGAUCACCAUCAAAAUCUAAAAGCAACUUCAACUCGUCAUCGCUCACAUUCGUAUUUUAAACAAACAAAUCACUUACCCAUGCCUCACGAUCUCUCACGUACAUCGACAAAUUCAGCAUCUUCAUCUGCUCUUAACUACUUAUUGGAAAAUGCGUCAAAUUCCUACACAAACAAUACUAACCGUUUCUUUCAUAAAAAUGCCAAUCAUUGCGAGAAAAUGGACGUGAACGACGAUGAUGAAGAUGAUUAUAAUGAUCGAAAACAACAAGAAAAAGCGAAAUCAACAUUUGAUCACUCACUUCGAUCGCAACAUUCAAUCGUUCAUGCAGAUAUGGUCUUCUAUUGUUUCGAAAUCUUAGGCAAUUAUCUAUUCAAUGGGAAACAUCAUUUGGGUAAAAACUAUUCAUCAACAAAUGAACAGUUAAUCCCAUCACGAAUCCUUCCACUUACAUUACCUGCUGAUCCAUAUCCAUUGUUUGUUACCUGGUUGAUUGGAUCCGAAAAGAAAUUACGUGGAUGUAUUGGUACAUUCACUCCAAUGAAUCUUGCCCAAGGUACAUUGAUUUUCAUGUAUGUUUUGAGUGUUUAUGCUUGGUUUAUAGGUCUGAAAGAGUAUGCAUUAACAUCAGCGACGAACGAUAGCCGUUUUUCACCGAUAUCGCGUGACGAGUAUCCGCUAUUGUCAUGUGCCGUGUCGAUCUUGACACACUUUGAACCGUGCUCAUCGUAUUACGAUUGGGAAAUUGGUCUUCAUGGAAUACGGAUAGAAUUUUUCAAUGAACGUGGUGCCAAACGUUCAGCAACCUAUUUACCUGAAGUUGCACAUGAGCAACGCUGGAAUCACAUUCAAACGCUGGAUUCGUUAUUACGUAAAGGCGGUUUUAAAGCUUCGAUCACAUCAGAAAUGAGAAAAAGUGUUCAGGUGACACGAUAUCAAAGUGAAAAAUUGAUCUUACAUUAUAACGAUUACGUACAAUUCAAGAAGAACGCAUCAACAACAACAACCACAUUUUCGUGUACGGCUACAACAGUACGGCAACGUUUUUAA
Molecule: messenger RNA, 1218 nt
Organism: Adineta ricciae
Lineage: Eukaryota; Metazoa; Rotifera; Eurotatoria; Adinetida; Adinetidae
Source: the annotation of a GenBank genome assembly